Messenger RNA from Dermatophagoides farinae (American house dust mite), 14437 nucleotides. It is a transcript of the gene Dhc64C, whose product is annotated as dynein heavy chain, cytoplasmic. Gene Ontology annotation, molecular function: dynein light intermediate chain binding; minus-end-directed microtubule motor activity; ATP hydrolysis activity. The record is from RefSeq and is a predicted model, not a curated record. Gene Ontology annotation, cellular component: axonemal dynein complex. Gene Ontology annotation, biological process: microtubule-based movement. NCBI's taxonomy places the organism in Eukaryota, Metazoa, Arthropoda, Arachnida, Sarcoptiformes, Pyroglyphidae.
UUAAACUUUGUUUGUCUCUGUGUUUUUCAUCCUUCGUUCGAAAGUUGUGUAGAACGAAUUUUCAAACUCGUCAAUAAAAAAAAAUUCAUUCAACCGACAUUCACCAUCAUCAAUAAUGUCGGAUUCAUUAUCAUUAAUGACAAUGGAUUCUGGUGGUGGUGAUGGUAUGCCUUCGGGACAAUUCCAUGAUCAACAACCACAAUCAUCCUCAUCAUCAACAUCGACAACUGGUGGUGGUGCUGGCACUGGAUCCACAUCAGCCACAUUAUUGGAUGUAUCGAUAUUAGUUGCAUACAUCAGACGUAUGGUACCGGCAUUCAUGGAAGAAGAUGGUUGCGUACCAAAUUCACUUCGUCAAUUAUUGCUCAAUGAAUCGACAUUGGAACAAUUGAAAAAAUUUAUCCAAGAACCACAAACACGUUCGAUACUUAUUCAACGGCAGAUUCUUAAAGAUGAUGAUGAAGAUGAAACUACUACCGGUAAUAAUAAUGGUUCCAUAAUCGGAACCACUAAUGGUGAUGAUGUAUUAUAUACGAUUGAAUUGGAAGUUAAAUAUCAUAAUCCAAAAAUUACUUCAUUGGUUCUCAUAAAAAAUGGUUCAAUAUUGGAAGCAGAUAAGCCAUUAUUAACCCAGUUACGUUUUAUGAAUCUAACGGAUUCAUUGCCAUAUGAAACACUGCAUUCAUAUGUAUCGGCUGCUGUUGCUCCGUAUUUUAAAUCUUUUGUCAAAGAAACUGGUCGUGCUGAAAGAGAUGGUGAUAAAAUGGCACCAAAUGUUGAGAAAAAAAUUGCUGAACUUGAAAUGGGUCUAUUACAUUUACAGCAAAAUAUCGAUAUACCCGAGAUAACGCUGCAAAUACAUCCAUAUGUUCAACAGGUGAUUAAUAAAUGUCGUGAAGAUGGCCAGAAAAUUACAAUGGAACAUUUUGGUGAUAAAGUUAAUGAUUCAGUGUUUCUUAAUCAACUGCAAGCUGGUGUUAAUCGUUGGAUACGUGAAAUACAAAAAGUAACUAAACUUGAUCGUGAUGCCAGCAGUGGUACAGCAAUGCAAGAAAUUAGUUUUUGGCUAAAUCUUGAACGUGCAUUAUUACGAAUCCAAGAAAAACGUGAAAGUAUUGAAGUGGUGACCACGUUGGAAAUAUUGAAAAAUGGCAAACGAUUUCAUGCAACGGUUUCGUUUGACGCCGAUACACGAUUAAAAGAAGCAUUGGCUACCGUAGCGGAUUAUAAUCCAUUGAUGAAAGAUUUUCCGCUCAACGAUUUAUUGGCCGCAACGGAUUUACAAAAAAUUCGUAUUGCAUUGCAAGUUUUAUUUCAACAUUUACGUAAAAUUCGUAAUACAAAAUAUCCAAUGAAACGUGCAUUGAAACUGAUGGAAGCCAUAUCUAGGGAUCUAAUGUCCCAAAUGCUUAAAGUACUUGGUACCAGACGUAUGAUGCAUAUCCCAUAUGAAGAAUUUGAUCGAAUCAUAACACAAUGUUUUGAAGUAUUCACUGCAUGGGAUGAUGAAUAUGAAAAAUUCCAGACGUUAUUGCGUGAUAUUGUCAAAAAGAAACGUGAUGAACAUUUGAAAAUGAUUUGGCGUAUAAAUUUCGCUCAUAAAAAACUACAGAUACGUAUGGAACAGAUGCGUAAAUUUCGUCGUCAACAUGAACAAUUACGUGCUGUUAUAUUGCGUGUUUUACGACCAUCCACCUCUUCGGCUGUACUCAACAAAACAAAAGAUGGCACUGAUACGGAAACUGGAUCUGAAAAAACGUCCGGUUUUGAUUCCACAUUAUCAUCGCAAUCAUCUACAUCAAUGAUGGCAUCUGCAGAUAUAAAUGAAAUUGAAGAAGUAAAUAUUGCCUAUGAAUUAGUAAAAGAAGUUGAUGCAUUAGAUAUGACAAAAGAAGGUACCGAUUCAUGGGAAGCAUCGUUGAAACGUUAUGAAGAACGUAUUGAUCGUGUUGAAGCACGUAUUACUGCAAAACUUCGUGAUCAACUUGGAAUGGCUAAAAAUGCUAACGAAAUGUUUCGUAUUUUCUCUCGUUUCAAUGCAUUGUUUGUUCGGCCACAUAUUAGUGGAGCGAUUCGUGAAUAUCAAACUCAACUGAUUCAACGUGUAAAAGAUGAUAUUGAAACUUUACAUGAAAAAUUCAAAAUACAAUAUCCACAGAAUAAGGCAUGUAAAAUGUCACGUGUUUAUGAUCUGCCGCUGGUUUCUGGUUCGAUAAUAUGGGCACGGCAAAUUGAACGGAAAUUAUCUAUUUAUAUGAAACGUGUUGAAGAUGUAUUGGGUAAAGGUUGGGAAAGCCAUAUUGAAGGCCAGAAAUUGAAAAAUGAUGCUGAAAGUUUUCGUAUGAAACUGAAUACACAAAGUAUUUUCGAUGAAUGGUGUCGUAAUAUACAACAAAAACAGCUAAAUGUUAGUGGAAGAAUAUUCACUAUUGAAUCAACAAGAACACAACAAAGAUCUGGUUUUCGUUUAAGAGUGAAUUUCCUGCCGGAUAUCAUUACAUUGGCUAAAGAAGUACGUAAUCUACGUAGUCUUGGAUUUCGCGUCCCAUUGGGUAUUGUGAAUAAAGCACAUCAAGCAAAUCAACAUUUUCCAUUUGCCGUUUCAUUGAUUGAAACUGUUAAGGCAUAUGAACGUGCAUGUGAAAAAGUGGAACAAAAGCCUUCAUUGGCAUUGUUGGUGGCUGGUCUGAAAUCUGAAGUACAAGAAUUAAUCUCUGAAGGUGCUACAAUGGUCUGGGAAUCAUAUAAACGUGAUUCAUAUGUACAAAAAUUGGGUGAAACUGUAUUGAAUUUCCAGGAAAAAGUCGAUGAAUUAUUGGAUAUCGUCGAACAGAUUGAUGUGGAAGUCAAAUCCAUCGAAGAUUGUACAUAUUCAUCAUUCACAUUUAUUGAAAUAUUGAACAAGAUACAAAAAGCUGUUGAUGAUCUAUCGUUGCAUCGUUAUUCUAAUCUAAGUGAAUGGGUACAACGUUUAGAUAAAGAAGUUGAAAAACGUUUAGCGCUACGGUUACAAGCCGGUAUCAAAGCAUGGACACGUGCACUGGAUGGUAAUGCUGUUGGUGCUGGUGGUCAUGGUAGCGGUGGUUCGAAUAAAGACGGUACUGAUACGGAUACAUUGACCGAUACAGAUUCACCGAUCGCAAAUAUAGCCAGACCAGGUGGUGAUCCACAAAUACAAAUCUUAAUACAUGAAAUUCGCAUUACCAAUCAAGUGAUGUAUGUUAGUCCAUCGAUUGAAGAAGCAAGAUUCAAUCUAUUGCAAGAAUUGUUCGCUUGGCAAAAUGUUAUACUUACAUUACAACGUAUUGAAUCAAGUCGUUAUCAAGUUGGUUUGGAUCGUCCACAAUCGAGACACUAUCGUGAUCUAUUGAAUAAAAUGCCUGAUGAUGGACCACAAAUAUUGAAUCAAGCAUAUGAAGCGAUUGAAAUGAAAAUCCGACAAAUGCGUGAUUACAUUCAACAAUGGCUCACAUAUCAAUCAUUAUGGGAUCUACAAUCGGAUAUGCUUUACACUAAAUUGGGUGAUGAUAUAACGAAAUGGAUGAAUACAUUGGUGGAGAUAAAAAAAUCACGUACAACUUUUGAUACCGCUGAUACACGUAAAGAAAUCGGACCACUAGUUGUGGAUUAUGCAAAAGUGCAAUCAAAAGUUACGUUGAAAUAUGAUUCAUGGCACAAAGAAGUAUUGAGUAAAUUUGGUUCACUACUUGGCCAAGAAAUGUCAUCAUUGCAUUCAAUCAUAUCGAAUAGUCGAUUGGAAUUGGAAAAACAAUCCAUCGACACGGCUAAUACAAAAGAUGCUGUCACCUUUAUAACGUAUGUACAAUCAUUAAAAUCGAAAAUUUUGCAAUGGGGCAAACAGGUAGAAAUUUAUAAAGAAGGACAACGAAUUCUCGAAAGGCAACGUUUUCAAUUUCCAAAUAAUUGGCUUCACGUCGAUAAUAUUGAUGGUGAAUGGUCAGCUUUUAAUGAAAUAAUGAAACGUAAAGAUGCAUCGAUACAACACCAGGUAACAUCAUUGCAGGUGAAAAUUGUUGCUGAAGAUAAAUUGGUUGAAGCAAGAACUGUGGAAUUUUUGACGGAAUGGGAACGUGGAAAACCAGUACAGGGAUCAAUAAAUCCAAAAGAGGCAUUGAACCGUUUAACAAUUUUCGAAACAAAAUUUAAUCAUCUACGUGAAGAUCGUGACAAUAUAAUGCGUGCAAAAGAAGCAUUAGAAUUGUUGGAACCUGGCUUAUCAGCAUCAAGUCCAAAUGAUGAAAAAUUACAGGUAUCAUUGGAAGAACUUCAAGAUUUGAAAUUCGUUUGGACUGAAUUGGCAAAAGUUUGGGAACAAAUUGACUCGUUGAAAGAGAUGCCAUGGUUAUCGGUACAGCCAAGAAAACUUCGUCAACAACUAGAUGGUCUGUUGGCUCAACUGAAAGAAAUGCCGGCACGAUUACGACAAUAUGCAUCAUAUGAUUAUGUGAAACGUGUGUUACAAUCAUAUACAAAAUCCAAUGUAUUGAUUGUAGAACUGAAAUCCGAUGCUUUGAAAGAACGUCAUUGGCGUCAUCUUUGUAAGCAAUUACGUGUUCAAUGGAUAUUAUCAGAAUUGACAUUAGGACAAGUUUGGGAUAUCGACUUGCAGAAGAAUGAAAUUAUAGUUAAAGAUAUCAUACAAGUUGCACAAGGCGAAAUGGCAUUGGAAGAAUUCCUGAAACAAGUUCGUGAAUUUUGGCAAACUUAUCAGUUGGAAUUGAUAAAUUACCAGAAUAAAUGUCGUAUCAUACGUGGUUGGGAUGAUCUGUUCACCAAGGUGAAAGAACAUAUUAAUUCAAUAUCGGCAAUGAAAUUAUCACCAUAUUAUAAAGAAUUUGAAGAAGAUGCCCUGUCAUGGGAAGAAAAGCUGAAUCGUAUCAAUGCAAUUUUUGAUGUUUGGAUCGAUGUACAACGCCGUUGGGUCUAUCUCGAAGGAAUAUUUAGUGGCAGUUCAGACAUCCAGGCAUUGUUGCCGGUGGAAACAUCAAGAUUUCAAUCAAUUAGUUCAGAAUUUUUACAAUUAAUGAAAAAAGUAUCGAAAAAUCCAAUGAUUAUUGAUGUAAUGAAUAUACCUGGUGUACAGCGAUCAUUGGAACGUUUAUCUGAUUUAUUGGGUAAAAUACAAAAAGCAUUAGGUGAAUACCUGGAACGAGAACGUUCAUCAUUUCCACGUUUUUAUUUUGUUGGCGAUGAAGAUUUAUUGGAAAUUAUUGGCAAUUCGAAAAAUAUUCUAAGAUUACAAAAACAUUUCAAAAAAAUGUUUGCCGGCGUCUCUUCAAUCAUUUUGAAUGAUGAUCAAACCCAUGUAUUAGGUUUGUGUUCAAAAGAAGGUGAAGAAGUACAUUUUUUCAAUCCGAUAUCGAUAAUUGAUAAUCCGAAAAUCAAUAAAUGGCUUUCAUUAUUGGAACGAGAGAUGCGUUAUACAUUGGGAAAAUUAUUGGCACAAGCUGUCUCAGAUCAGGCACUAUUUCGUAUGAGUGGCCAACAAAAAAUUGAAAUGGAUCAAUUCAUUCAAUGGUUGGAUCGAUAUCAAGCACAGAUUGUCGUAUUGGCUGUACAGAUAUCAUGGUCUGAAUCGGUUGAAACCGCGUUGAUUCAAUCACAACAACAACAACAAAAACAAUUAGAUCAAGUUCUUGAAGCAGUUGAGACAACGUUACAAAUAUUGGCUGAUUCAGUGCUGCAAGAACAACCACCAUUACGAAGAAAAAAACUUGAACAUUUAAUUACGGAAUUUGUUCAUAAGCGUGAUGUGACCAGGGAAUUGAUAAGAAAACAAAUUCAUUCGAAUAAAUCAUUCGAUUGGCUUUCGCAGAUGCGUUUCUAUUUUGAUCCAAAACAAACAGAUAUUCUACAACAAUUGACGAUUCAUAUGGCAAAUGCAAAAUUUUUUUAUGGUUUCGAAUAUCUUGGUGUCCAAGAAAAAUUGGUACAAACACCGCUGACUGAUCGUUGUUAUCUUACUAUGACACAAGCGCUAGAAGCACGUCUCGGUGGUUCACCAUUUGGUCCAGCUGGUACUGGUAAAACCGAAUCGGUUAAAGCAUUAGGAAAUCAAUUGGGAAGAUUUGUCCUGGUAUUUAAUUGCGAUGAAACAUUUGAUUUUCAAGCAAUGGGACGUAUUUUUGUUGGUCUUUGUCAAGUCGGUGCUUGGGGUUGUUUUGAUGAAUUUAAUCGUUUGGAAGAACGUAUGUUAUCGGCCGUAUCGCAGCAAAUACAACAAAUUCAAGAAACAUUAAAUAAUUCCAAUAAAUCUGAAUUGGUUGUCGAAUUAAUCGGUAAACAAGUUCGAAUCAAUCAAGAUAUGGCAAUAUUCAUCACGAUGAAUCCCGGUUAUGCUGGCCGAUCAAAUUUGCCGGAUAAUUUGAAAAAAUUAUUCCGAUCAUUAGCAAUGAAUAAGCCGGAUCGACAAUUGAUUGCUCAAGUGAUGCUUUUCUCGCAAGGAUUUCGUAUGGCUGAAAAAUUGGCUACGAAAAUCGUACCAUUUUUCAAGCUAUGUGACGAACAAUUAUCGAAUCAACCACAUUAUGAUUUUGGUUUACGUGCAUUAAAAUCAGUGCUCGUUUCGGCUGGUAACAUUAAACGUGAUCGUAUUCAACGUAUACGUCAAUCAGAUCAAACUAUUGAUGAAGCAACCAUUGCUGAACAAUUACCGGAACAAGAGAUUCUUAUACAAAGUAUUUGUGAAACAAUGGUACCAAAAUUAAUUGCUGAAGAUAUACCGUUAUUAUUUUCAUUAUUAUCCGAUGUAUUUCCUGGUAUUAAAUAUACACGGGCAGAAAUGCGAAAAUUACGCGAAGAAAUACGUAAUGUUUGUAGCGAGAUGUAUCUUGUUUGUGAUUACGGUGAUGAUGGUUGCCAACUGAUAAAUGAUCAAUCAAUGACAUCGAAUUCGGACUCUGAUUCACAACAAGAUGAAUGUUCAUGGUUGGGUAAAGUGCUGCAAUUAUAUCAAAUAUCACAACUUAAUCAUGGUUUAAUGAUGGUUGGACCAUCUGGUAGCGGCAAAUCAACAGCAUGGAAAGUAUUACUUCGCGCUUUAGAACGUUUUGAUGGUCUUGAAGGUGUUGCACAUGUAAUAAAUCCAAAAGCAAUAUCGAAAGAAGCCCUAUAUGGUACGCUGGAUCCAAACACUCGUGAAUGGACUGAUGGUCUAUUUACACAUAUAUUGAGAAAAAUUAUUGAUAAUGUUCGUGGUGAAAUUAAUAAACGCCAGUGGAUUAUUUUCGAUGGCGAUGUGGAUCCAGAAUGGGUUGAGAAUUUAAAUUCAGUUUUGGAUGAUAAUAAACUGCUUACAUUGCCGAAUGGUGAACGGCUUAGCAUACCGCCAAAUGUAAGAAUUAUGUUUGAAGUACAAGAUCUGAAAUAUGCAACAUUAGCCACUGUUUCACGUUGUGGUAUGAUCUGGUUCUCCGAAGAUGUUCUUACAACGGAAAUGAUUUUUGAAAAUUUUUUCGCUCGUCUACGCAAUAUUCCAUUGGAAGAUUUGGAUGAUGAUUUAUCAUCGUCAUUAGCUGCAUACAUGACAACAACGAAAACAACCGUAACAACAAAACCAGAACAAGAUGACGCCGUUAGUGAUUCAUUGCAAAUUCAAAGAAAUUUUGCACAAAUUUUACAAAAUUAUUUCUCACCCGAUGGUCUUGUCAAACGAGCAUUGGAAUUUGCAUCGAAACAAGAACAUAUAAUGGAUUUUACACGUUUACGUGCUCUAAGUUCGUUAUUUUCAUUAUUAAAUCAAUGUUGCCGAAACAUAUUGCUUUAUAAUCAAAAUCAUCCGGAUUUUCAAAUCGCGUCGGAUGUAUUGGAAAAAUAUGUUCCAUGUUCAUUGGUUUAUAGCAUUCUGUGGUCAUUUUCUGGUGAUGGAAAACUAAAAGUUCGUCAAGAUCUUGGUGAAUUUAUACGUAGUAUAACGACAAUCGCGUUACCACCAGCGAAUCCAACAUAUUCAUUGAUUGACUAUGAAAUAACAUUGAAUGGUGAAUGGUCAUUAUGGCAAAAUAAAGUACCACAGAUUGAAAUUGAAACACAUAAAGUGGCAUCACCUGAUGUUGUUGUACCAACGGUGGAUACUGUACGUCAUGAAUUGCUGUUAAAUACCUGGCUAGCUGAACAUAAACCAUUGGUACUUUGUGGUCCACCGGGUUCUGGUAAAACAAUGACAUUGUUCAAUUCAUUACGUUCAUUACCAGAUAUGGAAGUUGUUGGUUUGAAUUUCUCAUCCGCCACAACCCCGGAAUUGCUAUUGAAAACAUUUGAUCAUUAUUGUGAAUGUCGUAAAACACCGAAUGGUCUGGUUAUGUCGCCGAUACAGAUUGGAAAAUGGCUCAUCUUAUUUUGUGAUGAAAUUAAUCUACCACAAAUGGAUAAAUAUGGAACGAUACGUGUCAUUUCAUUUUUACGACAAUUGGUUGAAUAUGGUGGAUUCUAUCGAACGCAGGAUCAUUCAUGGGUUCGUCUAGAGAGGAUUCAAUUUGUUGGUGCAUGUAAUCCACCAACGGAUCCUGGCCGUAAACCAUUAUCACACCGCUUCUUGCGUCAUGUUCCAAUUAUUUAUGUAGAUUAUCCUGGCGAAACUUCGUUGAAACAAAUUUAUGGUACAUUUAAUCGUGCAAUGUUGAAAAUUAUGCCCAACUUGCGUGCAUAUGCUGAACCCUUGACAUCAGCUAUGGUUGAAUUUUAUCUAAUGUCCCAGGAACGUUUUACACAAGAUAUGCAACCACAUUAUGUUUAUUCACCUCGUGAAUUAACACGUUGGGUACGUGGUAUUGUUGAGGCGAUACGUCCACUUGAUUCACUCACUGUCGAGGGAUUAGUUCGUCUUUGGGCACAUGAAGGUCUCCGGUUAUUCCAGGAUCGUCUUGUUGAAGAUUAUGAACGUCAAUGGACCGAUGAACAUAUCGAUAUGAUUGCAUUGAAACAUUUUCCCAAUAUUGAUCGUCAACAAGCACUAAAUCGUCCAAUUCUUUAUAGUAAUUGGCUUUCAAAAGAUUAUUUACCCGUUGAUCGUGAACAAUUGCGUGAAUUUGUAAAAGCACGUUUAAAGGUUUUCUAUGAAGAAGAAUUAGAUGUCCAACUGGUUUUAUUCAAUGAAGUUCUCGAUCAUGUUUUACGUAUUGAUCGUAUUUUCCGUCAACCACAAGGACAUCUUUUAUUAAUUGGUGUAUCUGGAGCUGGUAAAACCACGUUAUCACGUUUUGUUGCCUGGAUGAAUGGUUUGAGUAUAUUCCAGAUUAAAGUUCAUAAUAAAUAUUCCGGUGCUGAUUUCGAUGAAGAUUUACGUUCUGUAUUACGGCGUUCUGGUUGUAAAAAUGAAAAAAUUUGUUUUAUUCUCGAUGAAUCAAAUGUAUUGGAUUCUGGUUUCUUGGAACGAAUGAACACCUUGUUGGCAAAUGGUGAAGUACCUGGUUUGUUUGAAGGUGAUGAAUACACGACACUGAUCACACAGAUUAAAGAUGCAAGUCAACGCGAAGGUCUUAUGUUGGAUUCAAAUGAAGAAUUGUAUAAAUGGUUUACACAACAAGUGAUAAAAAAUCUACAUGUUGUAUUCACUAUGAAUCCAUCAAGUGAAGGGUUAAAAGAUCGUGCUGCCACAUCGCCAGCUUUGUUUAAUCGUUGUGUAUUGAAUUGGUUCGGUGAUUGGACCCCGGAAGCACAAUUUCAAGUUGGUUAUGAAUUCACAUGUAAAUUGGAUUUGGAAAACGCUCGUUAUGUACCACCAGAAACAUUUCCGGCAGCAUUUCAUAAUUUUCCACAAUCACCAAGACAUCGUGAUGCUGUUAUCAAUUCCUUUGUUUACAUUCAUCAAACUUUACAUCAUGCAAAUGAACGUCUUUUACGUCGUGGUGGCCGCAUCACGACAAUAACACCACGUCAUUAUCUGGACCUAAUUAAUCAUUAUGUGAAAUUAUUCUAUGAAAAAUGUUCAGAAUUAGAAGAUGAACAACUUCAUUUGAAUGUUGGCUUGACGAAAAUCCGUGAAACUGUUGAACAAGUGGAAGAGUUGCAAAAAUCAUUGGCAUCAAAAUCAAAUGAUUUGGAAGCUAAAAAUCAAGCUGCAAAUGCUAAAUUGAAAGAAAUGUUAAAAGAUCAACAAGAAGCUGAACGUGAAAAAGUUAAAUCACAAGAGCUGCAAUUAAUGCUUAAAAAACAAGAAACGGAAAUUGCAGAGAAAACCGCUGCAGUUAUGGCCGAUUUAGCACAAGUAAAACCAGCAGUUGAAGAAGCUCGUCAAGCUGUACAAUCGAUCAAGAAACAGAAUUUGGUGGAAGUAAAAUCUAUGACCAAUCCACCACCGGCAGUUAAAUUGGCCCUAGAAUCCAUUUGUUUACUGUUGGGUGAAUCCACUACCGAUUGGAAAGUGAUUCGAUCGAUUUUGAUGCGCGAAAAUUUCAUUUCUACAAUUGUCAAUUUUCAAACCGAUAAUAUUACUGAAGAUAUUCGUCAAAAAAUGAUCACUAAAUACAUGCAAAAUCCAGAUUAUAAUUUUGAAAAAAUCAAACAUGCAAGUUUAGCCUGUGAACCAUUGGUGAAAUGGGCCAUCGCACAGGUUAAUUAUGCGGAUAUGUUGAAAAAAAUUGAACCACUGCGUAAUGAAUUGAAAAGUCUAGAAACCGAAGCGGAUGCUAAUAAAGCUAAAGCUGCGGAAACAGAUCGCAUUGUUGGACAAUUAGAACGUUCGAUUGCAUCGUAUAAAGAAGAAUAUGCAAAUCUUGUAUCACAAGCACAAGCAAUCAAAUCUGAUUUGGCUAAUGUUCAAUCAAAAGUUGAUCGAUCAAUUGCAUUAUUAAAAAGUCUUAGUAAUGAACGUGAACGUUGGGAACAUUCAUCGGAAACAUUUAAAAAUCAAAUGCAAACUAUUGCUGGUGAUUGUAUACUAUCGGCUGCAUUCCUUGCUUAUGCCGGUUAUUUCGAUCAACAAUAUCGACAAUCAUUGUUUAAUUCAUGGUGUACACAUCUAAGUCAAGCAAAGAUUCAAUAUCGAUCUGAUUUGGCUCUCACUGAAUAUCUAUCCACAGCUGAUGAACGUUUACGUUGGCAAGCCAAUUCAUUACCAUCGGAUGAUUUAUGUGUUGAAAAUGCAAUCAUGUUGAAACGUUUCAAUCGUUUCCCAUUGAUUAUUGAUCCAUCUGGACAGGCUACUCGUUUCCUAUUGUCGGAAUUUGAUCAAAAACGUAUAACGAAAACAAGUUUCUUGGAUGAUUCAUUCCGUAAAAAUUUAGAAUCCGCCUUGCGAUUUGGUAAUCCGCUGUUGGUUCAAGAUGUAGAAAAUUAUGAUCCAAUAUUGAAUCCCGUUCUCAAUCGUGAAGUGCGAAAAACCGGUGGUCGUGUAUUAAUUACUUUAGGAGAUCAAGAUAUUGAUCUUUCACCAUCAUUUUGUAUAUUUUUAUCAACACGUGAUCCAACAGUUGAGUUUCCUCCAGACAUUUGUUCGCGUGUUACAUUCGUCAAUUUUACUGUAACACGUUCCAGUCUACAGGCACAAUGUUUGAAUCAAGUUUUACGUUGUGAACGUCCAGAUAUUGAUGAAAAACGUUCAGAUUUGUUGAAAUUACAAGGUGAAUUUCAUGUGAAACUGCGAAGAUUGGAAAAAUCAUUACUGCAAGCAUUGAAUGAUGUAAAAGGAAGAAUUCUAGAUGAUGAUUCUAUCAUAUCUACACUGGAAAAAUUGAAACAUGAAGCUGGUGAAAUAUCGAAAAAAGUCGAAGAAACCGACAAGGUGAUUGCAGAAGUGGAUUCCGUUUCACAACAAUAUAACCCAUUGGCACAGGCUUGUAGUUCCAUUUAUUUCACAUUGGAAGGAUUGAAUCAAGUUCAUUUCCUAUAUCAAUAUUCAUUGCAAUUCUUUCUGGAUAUUUUCAAUGAUGUUCUAGCAAAUAGUAAUCAACAACAAAUUACUGAUUAUAAUCAACGUUUAGCUAAUAUAACGAAAAAACUAUUUGAAGUUGUCUAUGUUCGUGUUACGCGUGGAAUGUUACACCAGGAUUGGUUGGUUUUUGCAUUACUGUUGUGUAAAAUUUAUAUUCGUGGUUUUACAACUGAACGAAAUUUUGAAAAUGAAUUUGAUCAUCUGAUGCGUGGCUUGGAAGGAAUACUGCCUGGACAGCCAUUAAUCAAUAUACCACAAAUACAAUCGGAUCGUUUAGAAUCAGCCACAGCUUUAUCGAAACUGCGGACAUUCCGUAAUUUACAGAAAAAUGUUGAUCACUGUUCCGGAGAAUUUCAUGAAUGGCUAAAUACUGGCACACCGGAAGAUAAUGUUCCUGUGGUUUGGGAUGAUGAUAAAAACUUAUCAGAAAUUGGUAAAGUUAUGCAUCAAUUACUCGUCAUACAUACUUUCCGUCCAGAUCGUGUUAUAUCAAUCAUAAAUCGUGUUGUGGCCGUUAUUUUUGGUGAACAUUUUUCACAUAUUGCUGAAAGUGAAUACGAUUUAGGUGCAGCUGUAGAAAAAUUGAUCAAAGCUAGUACACCAAUUUUGAUGUGCUCAGUACCUGGUUAUGAUGCAAGUGGACGUGUUGAUGACUUAGCCGCUGAAUUGAAUCGUCCAAUAACCUCGAUUGCUAUUGGUUCGGCUGAAGGGUUUUCUCAGGCUGAAAAAGCUAUCAAUUCAGCAUCAAAAAGUGGAAAAUGGGUUAUGCUCAAAAAUGUUCAUCUAGCACCCCAAUGGCUAGUACAAUUGGAGAAAAAAUUACAUGCCUUACAAUCAAAUCCAUCAUUCAGAUUGUUUUUAACAUUGGAAAUUCAUCCAAAAAUUCCUGUGAAUCUGCUACGAGCAGGACGAAUAUUUGUUUUUGAACCACCACCAGGUAUACGAGCCAAUCUAUUACGAACAUUUUCAACGAUUCCAGCAUCAAGAAUGAUGAAAUCACCAAAUGAACGUUCGAGACUUUAUUUUUUGGUUUCAUGGUUUCAUGCAAUCGUCCAGGAACGACUUCGAUAUUGUCCAUUAGGAUGGUCCAAACGUUAUGAAUUUAAUGAGUCUGAUUUGAAAGUAUCAUUCGAUACACUGGAUACCUGGAUCGAUGCUGUAUCAAUGGGUCGUACAAAUCUGCCCCCAGAAAAAGUACCAUUCGAUGCUAUACGAACUCUGUUUGGUCAAUGUAUUUAUGGUGGUAAAAUUGAUAAUGAUUUUGAUCAACGUUUACUUACCACAUUUCUUCAGAAAUUGUUUACGCCAAAAAGUUUUGAACCAGAAUUCGUUCUAGCUCGGGAACAAGAUAAUGAAAACAUCAUCGGAUCAUCAAUGCCUAACAUUACCAUACCAGAAGGAAUAAUACGUCGUGAUGAAUUUUUGAAUUGGGUAGAAUCAUUAUCGGAUCGCCAAACACCAUCAUGGCUUGGAUUACCAAAUAAAGCAGAGUUGGUUUUACUCACAAAUCAUGGUGUGGAUUUGAUUUCCAAAUUAUUGAAAUUACAAUUACUUGAAGAUGAUGAUGAUAUCGUCGUAAUUGGUUCAGAUGGCAUUGACACCAGUACGAAUACGAAUAGACAGGAUAAUGAAGAUGGUCGUCCAGCUUGGAUGCGUACAUUAUUGAAUUCAGCAUCAAAUUGGCUCAAAUUAAUUCCCAAUCAAUUAGCCGCAAUGAAGCGUACAUCGGACAACAUCAAAGAACCAUUAUAUCGAUAUUUUGAACGUGAAGUUAAUAAUGCCAAUAAAUUGCUGCAAGUCGUACGACAAGAUCUACUAGAUGUUAUUGCCAUUUGUCGUGGCGAAAAGAAACAGACGAAUUAUCAUCGAGAAAUCACCGAAUACCUGGCUAAAGGUAUGAUACCUAACCAUUGGAAACGUUAUCGUACACCAGAAUCAUUCACUGUGAUUCAAUGGAUAACUGAUUUCGCUGAUCGUAUUAAGCAGAUGCAACAAAUUUCAUCAUCAUCUAUUUCAAAUCUAAAGAACCUUAAUAUUUGGCUUGGUGGAUUAUUCGUUCCGGAAGCUUAUAUAACGGCUACACGACAAUUUGUUGCUCAAGCUAAUGGUUGGUCAUUGGAAGAAUUGAUGCUGCAGAUUCAUAUUUCUGAUUCCGAUACAUUGAUUGAUAAAUCUUCAUUCGGUAUUGUUGGCUUAAAACUUCAAGGUGCCGAAGUACGACAAAAUAAACUCUAUGUAACUAAUAAGAUUUUAUCACCACUGCAACUGACAUCAUUCAAAUGGGUUCGUGUAUCUGAUACUGAAAUGGAUAAAAAUCCAAUGAACAAAGUUACAUUACCUGUUUAUCUGAAUUCAACAAGAUCGGAAUUAUUAUUCUCCGUUGAUUUAGAACUUGGUGAUGGACAAGAAGAAUAUAUGUUUUAUGAACGAGGCGUAGCAUUCAUUUGUUCAAGUCAAAUCUGAUAAUUUUGAUUAUUUUCUGAAUUUUUAAUUUUCUAUUUUCUAAUUUCAAUAAAAUUUCAAUAUAUCGAUUGAAAAUUGCGCUAA